UGUGCGGGGGGCCGGAGGCGGCGGCUGUCAGAGUCGGCUCAGCCUGCGCCGGGGAACAUCGGCCGCCUCCAGCUCCCGGCGCGGCCCGGCCCGGCCCGGCUCGGCCGCCUCAGCAGACACUGCCUGCCCUGCAGCCAUGAGGCCCCCGCAGUGUCCCCUGCACACACCUUCCCUGGCGUCUCCACUCCUUCUCCUCCUUCUCUGGCUCCUGGGAGGAGGAAUGGGGGCUGAGGGCCGGGAGGAUGCAGAGCUGCUGGUGACUGUUCGUGGGGGCCGGCUGCGGGGCAUUCGUCUGAAGACCCCCGGGGGCCCCGUCUCUGCUUUCCUGGGCAUACCCUUUGCGGAGCCACCCAUGGGACCUCGUCGCUUUCUGCCACCGGAGCCCAAGCAGCCUUGGUCAGGGGUGGUAGAUGCUACAACCUUCCAGAGUGUCUGCUACCAGUAUGUGGACACCUUAUACCCAGGUUUUGAGGGCACCGAGAUGUGGAACCCCAACCGUGAGCUGAGCGAGGACUGCCUCUACCUCAACGUGUGGACACCAUACCCCCGGCCUACAUCCCCCACCCCUGUCCUCGUCUGGAUCUAUGGGGGUGGCUUCUACAGUGGGGCCUCCUCCUUAGACGUAUAUGAUGGCCGCUUCUUGGUACAGGCCGAGAGGACUGUGCUGGUGUCCAUGAACUACCGGGUGGGAGCCUUUGGCUUCCUGGCCCUGCCCGGGAGCCGAGAGGCCCCAGGCAAUGUGGGUCUCCUGGAUCAGAGGCUGGCCCUGCAGUGGGUGCAGGAGAACGUGGCAGCCUUUGGGGGGGACCCGACAUCAGUGACACUGUUUGGGGAGAGCGCGGGUGCUGCCUCAGUGGGCAUGCAUCUGCUGUCCCCGCCCAGCCGGGGUUUGUUCCACAGGGCCGUGCUGCAGAGCGGUGCCCCCAAUGGACCCUGGGCCACGGUGGGCAUGGGAGAGGCCCGCCGCAGGGCCACACAGCUGGCCCACCUUGUGGGCUGUCCCCCGGGUGGCACUGGUGGGAAUGACACAGAACUAGUAGCCUGCCUUCGGACACGACCAGCGCAGGUCCUGGUGAACCACGAAUGGCAUGUGCUGCCUCAAGAAAGCGUCUUCCGGUUCUCCUUCGUACCUGUGGUAGAUGGAGACUUCCUCAGUGACACCCCAGAGGCUCUUAUCAACGCGGGAGACUUCCAUGGCCUGCAGGUGCUGGUGGGUGUGGUGAAGGAUGAGGGCUCAUAUUUUCUGGUUUAUGGGGCCCCAGGCUUCAGCAAAGACAACGAGUCUCUCAUCAGCCGGGCCGAGUUCCUGGCCGGGGUGCGGGUCGGGGUCCCCCAGGUAAGUGACCUGGCAGCCGAGGCUGUGGUCCUGCAUUACACAGACUGGCUGCAUCCCGAGGACCCAGCACGCCUGAGGGAGGCCCUGAGCGAUGUGGUGGGUGACCACAAUGUCGUGUGCCCCGUGGCCCAGCUGGCUGGGCGACUGGCUGCCCAGGGUGCCCGGGUCUAUGCCUACGUCUUUGAACACCGUGCCUCCACGCUCUCCUGGCCCCUGUGGAUGGGGGUGCCCCACGGCUACGAGAUCGAGUUCAUCUUUGGGAUCCCCCUGGACCCCUCUCGAAACUACACCGCGGAGGAGAAAAUCUUCGCCCAGCGACUGAUGCGAUACUGGGCCAACUUCGCCCGCACAGGGGACCCCAAUGAGCCCCGAGACCCCAAGGCCCCGCAAUGGCCCCCGUACACGGCGGGGGCUCAGCAGUACGUGAGUCUGGACCUGCGGCCGCUGGAGGUGCGGCGGGGGCUGCGCGCCCAGGCCUGCGCCUUCUGGAACCGUUUCCUCCCCAAAUUGCUCAGCGCCACCGCCUCGGAGGCUCCCAGCACCUGCCCAGGCUUCACCCAUGGGGAGGCUGCUCCGAGGCCCGGCCUCCCCCUGCCCCUCCUCCUCCUCCACCAGCUUCUCCUCCUUCUCCUCUCCCACCUCCUGCGGCUGUCACCACAGCCUCUUCCCCUAGGGCCACAGAGGCCCCUCCUCUAAUGAGUGGUCGGACAGUGGGGAAGGGCCCCACUCAGGGAUCUCAGACCCAGUGACCCCUCCCUCCUCAAACCAAGAGACUCACACUGGACAGGGCAGGAGGAGGGGACUGUGCCUCCCACCCUUCUCAGGGACCCCCACGCCUUUGUUGUUUGAAUGGAAAUGGAAAAGCCAGUAUUCUUUUAUAAAAUUAUCUUUUGGAA
This is a messenger RNA of Rhinopithecus roxellana (golden snub-nosed monkey), 2232 nucleotides long. It is a transcript of the gene ACHE, whose product is annotated as acetylcholinesterase (Cartwright blood group). Gene Ontology annotation, molecular function: acetylcholinesterase activity. The transcript is spliced from 5 exons. Gene Ontology annotation, cellular component: plasma membrane. The coding region runs from base 137 to 2032 and encodes 631 amino acids. The record is from RefSeq and is a predicted model, not a curated record. Gene Ontology annotation, biological process: acetylcholine catabolic process; choline metabolic process. NCBI's taxonomy places the organism in Eukaryota, Metazoa, Chordata, Mammalia, Primates, Cercopithecidae.